Molecule: messenger RNA, 804 nt
Organism: Caenorhabditis elegans
Lineage: Eukaryota; Metazoa; Nematoda; Chromadorea; Rhabditida; Rhabditidae
Gene: btb-4
Product: BTB domain-containing protein
Exons: 3
Coding region: 381-698 (105 amino acids)
Source: RefSeq, marked reviewed
AUAAAUUCAAAAAUUCCCCAAAAUCAUUUUUUCUGUCGAUUGUUAUUCUUUUUUCAACAGACUUCAAACUAAUGCGCCCGAAAGGCUCGAAAAAUUGUCUUUAAAAUUUGCAAAUACAGUGUGAAACUAUCACUUUCCGUAUAAAAAUAUUUGGAAGAAAGAAAAAACUAAAUUUGAAUGCGCGCGCAGAAGGUGUUCAACAGAGCGCGUUUGCUUUUCGAGCCUUUCGGGAGUAUUAAUUUGAAGUAUGUUCAGCCAACGAAGGAACGGAUGCAAUUCUGGUGAUUGGAGACAAGAAGCUUCAUGUUUCCAAAGCGUUCCUCUCCUUCCACUCAAACUUCUUCCGUAAACUUUUCUCAUCAAAUUUCAAAGAAUCUGAAAUGACUGAGAUUCCAAUCAAGGAUGUUACGUACGAGGACUUUUGCCUGAUGCUGGGCACAAUCUACCCGAGAACAAUUUUUCCAAAUGAUGAAACUUCCGAGAAACUUCUCGAAAUGGCUGAUCGUUUCCUGAUUCCAGCUGUAACUAAUAUUGUGGAACAGCAACUUCUCUACAACAGCCAAAUGCAAAAUGAAAAACUGAUUCGCUUGGCAGAUCAAUAUCAAAUGAAAAUGCUUCUCAAUAAAUCGACUUGGAAGGUGGAUUCACUCGAAAAAGUGAAGGAGUUAAUCAAAACCUUGGAGUACGAGAAGCUUUAACUUCGCUGGAUUCUAAUUUUUUCUUCUAUUUUUGUCGUUGUUGUUGUCCUUUACUGUUGACUUUUCGAAUAAAAUCACGAUGUUUUGUUAUAAACUGAAACAGACG